CGAUGAUCAUUUUGUACAGCAUCACGGGCAUUAUCACCGCGCUGUUCUUGGCCAUCAUCAUCACAGGUGCGGUGCGUGCCCACCGGCAUCCGGAGCGGUAUGGGCCGCGAUAUACGGCGGGACGACCGCGACAAAGUCGAGCGCGAGGGAUAGCGCGCGCCAUGUUAGAUACGAUCCCGAUCGUCAAAUUCGGGGACACACACGAGGGGAAGCCGGAUGGCGCCAAGGGGGAUGUGGAAAUGGGCGCGGGGGAGGCGCCGCCCACCGAGGUGACGGAGGAUCGCGACGCCACGGCGGCGGCGGCGGACGUCACUUCCCCCCAGCCACCACCCGAAGCACCGCUCACGACGGAUUCCACCGCGGAGAAGCGAACCGAUGCCCCCGAGGCCGAGACGACAACGGACCACCCGAACUUUGCGUGUCCUAUUUGCACGGACGACUUUGUCAAGGGCCAGGAUCUGCGCGUGCUGCCCUGCAACCAUCAAUUUCAUCCGGAGUGCAUCGACCCUUGGUUGGUGAAUGUGUCGGGCACAUGUCCGCUUUGCCGGAUCGAUCUCAACCCCCCACAGCAAGAAGGCGAAGAGGAGCACGACCUGGGCGAGGGCCACCCGGAGAUGACGCCGGAGGGACCAGCCGAGCCAAGUGCGGAGAGUGGACACCCUCGUCACCGGCGCCUCAGCAACUACCUGCACGGCACGCUGAAUGCGCGGCGUAUGCGGGAUGCCAGCGUGGAGGAACGACUGGCGGCGCUGCGGAGCGUGCGGGAAGAAGCCAGCCGGGAGGAAGCGACCGACGAAGCGGACGAGCGACUCCGCCGUCGCAGUCGACUGACGACGCGACUGCGCGAGCGGUUCCGGGUGCGUACGCGGGCCCAUGGGGACGAGGCGGAAGCGUCAACGUCCGCCGCUCCGUCGGCAUGAGGUCAUUUCUCUUCUCUAUAUAUUCUUCUUCUUCUUCCGAUCUACGUGCAUGCGUGGGUACUGUGCUAUAUUGAACGAUGGGUAUAUAUGACGAUAUGCAUUGCCAGACUGGGCGCCGGCGGAGUGGACAGUCCCCUCCUGCUUUGCUUGGGAUUAUGAUUGAUGUGAUUUUACGAUGGGAUGUUGAUAGGCGAACUGGCGUUAGAUGCGAUGGGGGA
This is a messenger RNA of Aspergillus sclerotioniger CBS 115572, 1138 nucleotides long. RefSeq names its product RING-H2 finger protein. NCBI's taxonomy places the organism in Eukaryota, Fungi, Ascomycota, Eurotiomycetes, Eurotiales, Aspergillaceae. The annotation marks the transcript as partial. The transcript has 2 exons. The record is from RefSeq and is a predicted model, not a curated record.